AUGAUCAAUCUCAGCAACUACGAACACUCGAGUGCGUUUCACGAGUCGAAUGACGAAGCUUGGGCCAACCGUAUAAUCUUCACAUUCGCUAGUAUCCUGACCCAUGUCUUCCAGCCUGAGAAUGGGCCAUCCUUACAGCAAUGGAUGGAGUUGCAGGCGGACGUGGCGAGAUGGAAUUCGUCGAAACCGUGGGAUUUUGCGCCGCUAUGGAUUGAAGAGCUGGGAAGUCCGGGCGAUCAACCGUGGCCGGAAGUGAUGAUGUCGCAGAAUGCGCAAGUUGUGGGAAUGCAGUAUUAUUGCUUGGCUAAUAUCAUACUGAGUAUCUAUGACCCAAGACUAUCAAAACUUGGGUUUGAAGGUCACAGACUCCGAAAGCUCUCAGAGGCGAUAGUCUUAAAGAACCUACGUAUGGUAAUUAGCUUGGCUGUCUGCAAUGACGACGUAGGCUCUGCAAUGUUUCACGCAUCUCAUAUCCUCUCAACCUGCGGGUCCUAUCUCACGGAUCCGAUAGAACGAGAAGGUGCGGUGGAUUUUCUUGCUCGAAUGCAGAGGCAGAUGGGAUGGCACACUUCGCAUAUCAUUAGCAAUUUGCGGGAGCAAUGGCAGUUGUAA
Molecule: messenger RNA, 612 nt
Organism: Coniosporium apollinis CBS 100218
Lineage: Eukaryota; Fungi; Ascomycota; Dothideomycetes
Exons: 4
Coding region: 1-612 (203 amino acids)
Source: RefSeq, a predicted model, not a curated record